Molecule: messenger RNA, 2718 nt
Organism: Balaenoptera musculus (blue whale)
Lineage: Eukaryota; Metazoa; Chordata; Mammalia; Artiodactyla; Balaenopteridae
Gene: TTC33
Product: tetratricopeptide repeat domain 33
Exons: 5
Coding region: 250-1038 (262 amino acids)
Molecular function (GO): protein binding
Source: RefSeq, a predicted model, not a curated record
GGGCGGCCGCAGUGACUUCUGGGAUUUGUGGUCCCGGGGAUAGGAUUGCGGAAGAGAAAAGCGCUAAGAGUCGCCUCUUCCCUGCCAGCUUCUCUGGACUGUUCGCACGCCCCAGAUCGGGCAACCCCCUAUCCUGGGAGACCCUGCACCUACGGCAAGCAGGUAGGAGGUCGGGCGCGGUAAUUUCCGUUUCCGGUGGGCAAAGGGCAAGCGGAAUGUAAACACGGCACCCGGGGAGUGGUCAUCAGAAUGGCUUCCUUUGGAUGGAAAAGGAAGAUUGGAGAGAAGGUCUCAAAGGUCACUUCCCAGCAGUUUGAAGCUGAAGCUGCUGAUGAGAAGGAUGCAGUUGAGAACGAUGAAGGGAACUGGCUUCAUGCCAUUAAACGGAGGAAAGAAAUUCUCCUUGAAGGCUGUGCUGAGAAAAGUAAACAGCUGAAGGACGAAGGAGCCACUUUGGCUGAAAAUAAAAGAUACCAAGAGGCGAUUCAGAAGUGGGAUGAAGCACUGCAGUUAACCCCAAAUGAUGCUACCCUGUAUGAGAUGAAAUCACAGGUCCUAAUGUCUCUUCAUGAAACAUUCCCAGCAGUUCAUGCUGCGGAAAUGGCUGUCCAGAGAAAUCCACAUUCAUGGGAAUCUUGGCAAACUUUGGGACGUGCUCAGCUUGGAUUAGGAGAGAUAGUCUUGGCAAUUCGAAGUUUUCAAGUAGCCCUUCACAUCUAUCCAAUGAACCCUGAAAUAUGGAAAGAAGACCUUUCUUGGGCAAGAACGCUCCAGGAGCAGCAGAAGGUAGCACAGAGGAUUAAAAAAAGUGAAGCACCAGCAGAGGUAACACAUUUCUCACCAAAGUCAAUUCCUGAGUAUGACUUUGAAAGUGAGGAGAUUGUAGCUGUUUGUGCAGCUAUUGCUGAAAAACAGAAGACAGUUGCAGCAGAUAAAACAAUGGUUAUUGUGUCGGCUUCUGGGACUGUAGAGACUGUGACUGAGAAGGAAGAUGGUGCUGCUCCACCAGAUGGCUCUGUUUUUAUCAAAGCCCGAUGAAGCUUAGCAGGAAUCAUUUGAAUCUAUCUUUGCCACCUAAAUUUUAGCCGUGGGGGCGUUUAGAGAAGCAGGGCAAAACUCCUGUUUGUAAAAUAAGUUUUUCAGAUGAGGCGUAUAAAAACUAAAUGGAAGAAUUAUUGUGUAGCGUUUGGACUCUGCUUUGAUAAGCUAUGUAUGAUUUCAGCUUCUUAAGAUUAAAAUUCUGGGUACAGUGGUUUUUUGAUUAAUAAGCUUAAUUUAAUCCAAAUACAUAAGUGAAUGCAUUUUAAAGAUACAACUUGAAAAAUAAAUUCUCAAAGAGUGAAUAACUUGAUGGCCAGUGUUAUUAAAAUAUUGACUUGUUGGCUUUUAUGAUAAAGGAAGUAGGCUUCUUUCCCUGCUAGAAAUACACUGCUGUUACUAUUCACUCUUCUUUUUCUCUUCUUUCAUUAGAGUAAGUCUGUCACAAAGCUUGAAUCUUUUUGACAUUCAUUCUGAUUCAAAGUUGUCAUUUGGUUAUAUUUGGGAUCCUUGAAAGUUUGACUGAAAAUGCAUGCAAAUGUGUACAUUCUGAAUACUUUCUGAAGUUUCUCUUAAUUCUGAUUUGUGCUUUUGUUUUGACUUUAUUUAUAACAAUGGUAGUUGCUAGUUUCAGUAUUUGUUAGAUGUGUGAAAUACUGAUAAAUGUCAGAAUCAUGGUUUUAUUUUUUAAAUUAUUAAAGUAGAUAGAGUAGUCCUUAGCACCAAGUGAGUCAUUUUUAAGAUGUGCAUUUUUUAAAACGAAUGGCUCUUAUAGAUACAUCAUAACAAAUUGCACUGCUUUUGUCCCAGUCAAAAGCAGUUAUUUUCUUUUCCUUACUUUUACAAGAUUAAAAACCUUGAAAAUAACUUAUCUCUUGAUAUAACUUUCCAGCUGAUGGUUUGGAAUUCCUUUUCUAGUUAACUUUUCUGGAACUACUCAGUGAAAUGAGAAACAAUCACAGUUUUAAAUAGCUAAAUUAUACCUUUCUAAAAAUUGGAAAAAAAAAAAGUAGAGAUUUAUUAAAGUGCCAAUGAGUGAAUACCUUAGGCACAACAUACAUAGAAACUGAAAUGUGAUUUAUGGUUCAGUCCCAUGAGUAGAAAGGAUAUAUUGCAGAAUAUAUUUCAUUGAAAGGCCACAGUCACAUCCACAAGUCAAUACUGUCAUUGCUAAUGUUAAUUGUUAUUUUUAUGCCACAUAUAUGUUAGUACAGUAGAACUGCUGUGUACUGUUAACUUCUGAAACUCAGGAAGCUAUUAUUGGUUUAAAAUUAAUUUUAUCCUUGUUAGAGAGGAAGUAAGUUAUUUUAAAGAAUCUUACCUUACCCUCUGAGGGCAUGUACAUGUAAUAGUGUACACAUUUUUCUGAGAUGAUUUAAAAACAUUUCUUUUAGUGGAAUGCUUACCUCUUUUUUUCAGAGUUGGAGAAGCCAGCACUUGCCUUGAAAAGUAUUAUAUUUUUUCCCAAAAGUUGUAUCAGAAAGUUAGCUCGGUUAAAGAAGUUAGUUUUAGAAAGAUCCAAAAAACAAAUAUUAAUUAUAUUUUAUUUUGUUUAAUAAGGCAUAUUCUCAAAAGGCAGAUAGUUGGGUAUCGAGAGAAGUGAGCACUUACUAUUUCGUACGUUGUUUCGAGUAAUGGAUGUUUAUUGUAUAAUUUGUGAAUAAAUAGGUUUUUUCUGCA